AAGCGCCAUCUCAAUUACCAUUCAACAGCUGAUUAUACUUUUGCUAUUUUGCUCACAACAGUCUUUUUUAGCUAUUGUUUGAAGUUUUUUAUUGUUUUCUUUAUAAAUCUACAAUAAUUGAUUGUUUAUUUCAAUAUUAUUAAAUUAAUCAAAGUUUCAUUUUUUGUUCACAUUAUGUCAAACUUGUUAAUCUUGCAAUAAAACCAAUGGCAGAAUCAUCAUUAAAUACCCAGGUUAAAGAUGAAAAUACUCAAAAGCUGGAAACAGAGGCAACUUCUGAAGACUUUGAUAAGCCAUCAUCUUCAUUUACUGGAUCCUGGUUUUCAAAUUUUGUAAAUGUUGCCAAACAAAAGUCUUCCAAAACAUUGGAAUUUAUGAAGAGAGAUUUAACUGAAUUUAAAGAUACUGUUCAACAAAAUACAAGUGCAGCUAUCACCACGACAACUUCAUAUAUUGGUGAUACCAUUUCAUCAUUAAAUAAUCUCAAGGAUGAGACAACAGACGUGGAAGAAACUGAGGAUGCUGAAGCUGAACCAGAAACAACGAGUGAAAGCAAAGAAUUAAUACCAUCACCGACACAUAACAAAAAUCAAAAGGAGCAAGAUAUUAUUCAUUAUCUGAGUAACAAAGCAAAGCAUUUAUUGUCAAGUAUUGUUGAUGUUAUGAUUCCUCAUGAGUAUGAGGAUGAUGAUGAUAUUUGCUUUGUCAAAGGAAACAGGAUUGUCUCCAUUGAAAGAGGACGAUGGGACCUGUUGAUGAAAACAAUUCAAUCAGAUCCUCAAACCUAUUGCCAUGAACCUGAAGGUCCUCCAGAAGAUUAUGAAAAUUGGCUAGCAUCCUUUAACCUUAUUGACCAUGAUUACAGAGUUCAACAAUUACUUUCAAUGGAAGACGGAGCAGUUAAAAGCUUCUAUGAUAGAUUGGUUCCUCAUUCAAUCACCCCAGAUGAAUUUUGGCAUCGUUAUUUCUACAAAGUUCACCAAUUGAAACAAGUUGAAUUCCAGCGGUUAGCAGCAAAAGCUGAAGAAAUAGAAAGGCAAGAAAAAGCCCAAGAAGAAGCUGAAAAAGAAUCAAUGACUAACAAUAAAGAGACUAUAAAACCUCCCGGAUCUGUACCCAGCAGAAGUAAUAGUAGUUCCAAUUUGGACAAGAAGUCAAGUUCAGUCGCCGAAACGGAAGAAAAAACACUCUCUACACCCAAUACAGUCAAUAAUUCAAUGAUUGGCUCAACAUCAAUGACAAGCUCGACUGAAGGGUUGAUUGAAAGUAACAUAACUGUUGGAGGACUUGACACAGGUAAAAUUACUAGUGGUGGAGGGUCACCCUCAUCUGAUUCAGCAAAACAGUCUGACGGAUCGGAAGAAUGGGUAAAAACUGAGUUGAUGGACGACAUAGUGAUUGAAGCAAUGAAAAAGCUGGACACCAAAUUGACUGAUAAACCUAAUUCUAAAGUAAAGGAUGAUGAUGAUGAUGACAUGUUAUACGACUGGGACUCUAGAGUCACCAUUGAAAAAUAUUUACAUGGCUUGGCCAAUGAACUGUCAUCGGAAGAUCCAAGAUGUCCAGAAGCUUUGCCAUACGGUCAGAAUAAUCCACAAAAAUGUAAAUAUGGCUUGUAUGCUGAGCAAAUCUCUGGCACAGCAUUUACCGUGAGUCGUGAAUUCAAUCGAAGAAGUUGGUUCUACAGGAUCCGUCCCUCAGUCACUCAUCGUCCUUUCCGUCGAAUCCAAACAACUCAUAUUAGCAAUGAUUGGUCAUCGUGUCCACCCAAUCCAAAUCAGCUCAGAUGGGCACCUUUUAAUGUCCCUGAUUCCAAAGGGAUUGAUUUUGUUGAUGGCAUUCAUACAAUUUCUGGAGCUGGUGACCCUGUAGCUCGAUCGGGUUUAGCCAUUUAUAUUUAUGGAUGUGACAAAUCAAUGGAAAAUAAGUGCUUUUAUAACUCAGAUGGUGAUCUGUUGAUAGUUCCUGAAAAAGAAACACUCUACAUUACCACUGAAUUUGGUAAAUUGGUUGUUGCUCCAUUAGAAAUCUGUUUGAUUCCAAUGGGAAUCAAGUUUUCGGUUGCUGUAACUGGACCAGCUCGAGGUUACAUCUUAGAAGUUUUCGAUGGUCACUUUACGCUUCCUCCUUUGGGUCCCAUUGGUGCCAAUGGUCUAGCAAAUGCUCGUGAUUUUCAAAUUCCAACCGCCUUUUAUCAAGAUAUUGACAUACCUGAUUACAAGAUUAUCAAUAAAUAUCAAGGAGCUAUUUUUGAAGCAACUCAAGACCAUUCACCUUUUGAUGUUGUAGCUUGGAGAGGAAAUUAUCAUCCAUCUAAAUACGAUCUAACAUUAUUCACAGUCAUCAAUACGGUCUCAUUUGAUCAUCCGGAUCCAUCAAUUUUCACUGUUCUAACAUGCCCAUCAACAAAGCCUGGUGUUGCUAUAGCUGAUUUUGUCAUUUUUCCGCCUCGAUGGGGAGUUGCUGAUAACACUUUCCGUCCACCGUAUUACCAUAGAAAUUGUAUGAGUGAAUUUAUGGGAUUAAUAAAGGGUAGUUAUGAAGCGAAGGAAGAUGGAUUCCGUCCUGGUGGAGCAAGUCUUCAUAGUAUGAUGACUCCACACGGUCCUGAUCAUGAUUGUUUUGAAAAGGCGUCGAAUAGUGAUUUGAAGCCAGUCAGAGUUGCUGAUGGUACAAUGGCUUUCAUGUUUGAAUCUUCAUUGAGUCUUGUGGUUACUCAGUGGGCUCAAACUGUACCAGAGUUGGAUCAUAACUACUUCAAAUGUUGGCAGCCUUUGAGAAAACACUUCACCGGGAAGAAAUGAGAAGAGAAAUGAUAAUGUCAGCGAUAAAAAAUGAAUGAGAAAUUGCAAUAGAGAAAAUUAUUAACGUCUGUAAGAAAGCGCCUUGAUGGAAAAUUGAUUUGGUAUCGUUAGAUCAAUCAAAGAUGCAAUCAGUGAUGAUUUAUCGAAGAAAUCAUUCAUCGAAAAAAUUGUUUUCACAAUUAAUACUACAAUGUAUCUUGAGAUAUAAAACCUAAAGUUUUUUCAUUAAACGAUUUCAGUUUCAAAUUUA
Tetranychus urticae (two-spotted spider mite) is the source of this 3054-nucleotide messenger RNA. Lineage: Eukaryota; Metazoa; Arthropoda; Arachnida; Trombidiformes; Tetranychidae. The record is from RefSeq and is a predicted model, not a curated record.